Mugil cephalus (flathead mullet) is the source of this 963-nucleotide messenger RNA. Its product is annotated as olfactory receptor 2AT4-like. The record is from RefSeq and is a predicted model, not a curated record. Gene Ontology annotation, molecular function: G protein-coupled receptor activity; olfactory receptor activity. Gene Ontology annotation, biological process: G protein-coupled receptor signaling pathway. Lineage: Eukaryota; Metazoa; Chordata; Actinopteri; Mugiliformes; Mugilidae. Gene Ontology annotation, cellular component: membrane. The transcript has a single exon. The coding region runs from base 1 to 963 and encodes 320 amino acids.
AUGGUUGCCAAUUACACAGGGAUGAAAAGCUUCUUAAUCCUGGGAUUCCCUGGACUUUCUCCACAGUAUUAUGCACCCGUAGCCGCUUUGUUUGUUUUCAUCUAUCUUGUUAUUGCAGCGGGGAACAUCUUCAUCUUAGCAUUUGUAGCCUACGAGAAGUCCCUGCAAAAACCAACGUAUCUGGUCUUUUGUCACCUGGCACUGAAUGACUUAACGUUUGGUACCGUGACUCUGCCAAAAAUCAUAUCAAAAUACCUUUUUGGCGACAGCAUAGUGCCGUUUUAUGGGUGUUUGGUGCAGAUGUUCUUUGUUCAUUAUUUGGGAUCAGCCACGUCUUUCAUCUUGUUGGUAAUGGCUCUCGAUCGAUUUAUUGCAAUAUGUAUUCCCCUGCGUUAUCCUGUUCUUAUCACAAACAACAUCAUUACCGUGCUGUGUGGCUUUGCUUGGUUCAUACCUCUGCCUCUGAUGGUAGCCGUUGUACUGUUUGUGAUCUCUUUAUCGUACUGUAAAUCAAAUCUUAUUGCUCAGUGCUACUGUGACCACAUUUCUAUAACGAGUCAGGCGUGUGGAGAGGAUGUCAGAACCGUUGAACUCACUUCACUCUGUGUGGCCAUGUUUUGCCUGUUGCUUCCUCUUACGUUCAUCUUUUUUUCCUACUUUUCUAUUAUUGUGGUUAUUUUGAAAAUGUCCAACGCUACCGGGCGCAGAAAAACCUUAUCGACUUGUACUCCGCAAAUUUUCAUCACGUGUCUCUUUUACCUACCCAGGUGUUUUGUGUAUGUGGCUUACAAAAUAGGAUUUUCUUUCAGUUUGGAUGUUCGAAUCUUAUUGAUAUUGCUGUACAGUCUCUUUCCUGCUGCUGUUAAUCCACUCAUAUACUGUUUCAAGACUCAGGAUAUCAAGCAGACUUUGAUUAAGAAAAUGAAAAUGACUUGGAUGGGAAUAGAGCUAAACAUUCGAUGA